This is a messenger RNA of Arabidopsis arenosa, 1294 nucleotides long. The record is from the annotation of a GenBank genome assembly. NCBI's taxonomy places the organism in Eukaryota, Viridiplantae, Streptophyta, Magnoliopsida, Brassicales, Brassicaceae.
GUCACCCCGUCUCAAUGGCCGGUUCGGUUAUGGUUCCGUCCGUUUCAAUCGGUUUAGCCUUAUGUGUCUUAAUCUUCUUUGCUCUUUCCCUCAAGCCCCUCGAAGCUCGUGGAACCUUCGGCAGGCUUGCCGGAAAGCCACCGCAGAGGACUGCUUCCGGCGGCAUAUGUGCUUCUUCUGUUCACAUAUAUGGCUACAAGUGCGAAGAACAUGAUGUGGUGACUCAAGAUGGGUACAUAUUGAAUAUGCAAAGGAUACCGGAAGGACGAACCGGCACCGGCGCCGGAGAUGGUGGAAAGAGACAACCUGUCCUAAUACAACAUGGAAUUCUUGUCGAUGGGAUGUCAUGGCUGUUGAAUCCAGCGGAUCAAAAUCUGCCGUUGAUUUUGGCGGAUCAAGGAUUCGAUGUGUGGAUGGGGAACACAAGAGGGACUAGAUUCAGCAGAAGACACAAGUACCUUGACCCAUCUCAACGGGCUUUCUGGAACUGGUCGUGGGACGAGCUUGUGAGUUACGAUCUGCCUGCUAUGUUUGACCAUAUCCACGGCCUAACAGGCCAAAAGAUUCACUACCUCGGACACUCUUUGGGGACGUUAAUAGGAUUUGCGUCGUUCUCGGAAAAAGGGUUGGUGGAUAAAGUGAGAUCGGCGGCGAUGUUGAGUCCCGUUGCUUAUCUCAGCCACAUGACCACCGUCAUCGGCAAUAUCGCCGCCAAAUCAUUCCUCGCCGAGGCCACGUCCAUUCUUGGAUGGGCAGAGUUUAACCCCAAAAGUGGAUUAGUAGGGGGUUUUAUAAAGGCCAUAUGCCUUAAAGCGGGGAUCGACUGUUAUGAUUUACUCUCUGUUAUCACCGGAAAGAAUUGUUGCCUUAACGCAUCAACCAUUGAUCUGUUCCUUGCGAACGAACCUCAAUCUACUUCCACCAAGAACAUGAUCCACCUUGCUCAAACGGUAAGAGACAAGGAGUUGAGAAAAUACAACUAUGGAAGUAGUGAUCACAACAUAAAAUACUACGGUCAAGCGAUACCACCGGCUUACAACAUAUCGGCGAUCCCACACGACCUUCCGCUUUUCUUCAGCUACGGUGGUUUAGAUAGCCUGGCCGAUGUGAAAGACGUCGAGUUUCUCCUUGACCAGUUUAAGUAUCACGACAUCGAUAAGAUAAAUGUGCAGUUUGUGAAAGAUUAUGCUCAUGCUGAUUUCAUCAUGGGUGUUACUGCCAAAGACGUUGUUUAUAACCAAGUUGCUACCUUUUUCAAACGACAAGCUUGAUUAUAUUACCAUAUCAUUAGUUU